AACCAACAUGCCAUUCAAAUUAUGCCCCAUUUCCAUCUCUCUCUCUCUCUCUCUUUCGCAUUGAAUAUCCGCUCCUAUUUGAUAAGCAGCACUGAAUAAUUUUGAUUAGAUUCUGAGGAUUUUGAAAUGGAUAACACAAAUUCGAAAGUUAACACUAAUAAUACUUGCGAACAAGAAGAUCUUACACUCAACCCGAGAACGGAGAUUAAUGAUAACAUCGGUAAUACUUCGUCAAACGACGUCUUAGUCAAUAGUAAUGACGAUGCUGAGAACAAACGGCGUCAGAGAACUCCGUUUACGAACCUCAGUCAGGUCGAUGCCGAUCUUGCCCUUGCCCGCACCCUCCAAGAACAGGAAAGGGCAUACAUGAUGCUGAGAAUGCAUGGUGGCAGUGAUUAUGGAAGUUGGGAAGCUGGGAGUUAUGGUCAUGAUGAACACGACAAUGACGAUGAUGAUGAUGAGGAGGAUGAGGAUGAGGAUGAGGAUGACGAUGCUGACAACUUUGAUGAUGCCAGUGAAGAGGAUUAUGAUGGUACCGAUCUGGAGAUAGAUGAUAAUGCAGAAGAUGCAUUUGAUGUGCAUGCUCAUGCUGAAGGAGGUGAGGAUGAGAACCAAGCUGUUUCGGCCUUUUCAAGUGACGAGGCCUAUGCUAGGGCCUUACAAGAUGCUGAAGAAAGGGAAAUGGCAGCUAGGUUGUCAGCUCUAGCUGGAAUUAAUGAAAUGAUUGUUGGGGAAGAUGAGGAUGAAGAGGAGGAUCAUGGUGAUAAUUCUCAGGAGGCAUGGGAGGAGGUUGAUCCAGAUGAACUAUCAUAUGAGGAAUUGCUUGCCCUGGGUGAAGUUGUCGGAACAGAGAGCAGGGGUCUUACUGCUGAUACAAUUGCUUCUCUGCCUUCAGUUAAUUAUAAAUCACAAAGCAUUCAGGACGGAAGCAGUGAUUCCUGUAUUAUAUGUAGGUUGGAUUAUGAGGAUGGUGACACCUUGACUCUGCUUUCCUGCAAACAUUCUUACCAUCCUGAAUGCAUAAAUAAUUGGUUAAGAAUAAACAAGGUUUGUCCAGUAUGCAGUGCUGAAGUCGUCUCUCCUUCGGAAAACAGCUAGCAGAUUUCACGGCUGGCCUAUUAAGAAGCUGCAGAUAAAUCUGCUUGAGAUGGGCAGAUAAUGGGUUGCAUCUAAUAUUUGAUGGCAUGAAAGACUGUAUUAUCAGAAAUUUUUUUUACUACCUAAAUAUUGUUGUCCACAUUGUAUUUUAAUUUUCUUCUAUAUAUCUAUUCUUAUUUCUAUACA
This is a messenger RNA of Olea europaea var. sylvestris, 1284 nucleotides long. RefSeq names its product E3 ubiquitin ligase BIG BROTHER-related. The transcript has 7 exons. Bases 127 to 1098 code for a protein of 323 amino acids. The record is from RefSeq and is a predicted model, not a curated record. NCBI's taxonomy places the organism in Eukaryota, Viridiplantae, Streptophyta, Magnoliopsida, Lamiales, Oleaceae.